This is a messenger RNA of Notolabrus celidotus (New Zealand spotty), 6243 nucleotides long. RefSeq names its product mitogen-activated protein kinase 8 interacting protein 3 (gene mapk8ip3). NCBI's taxonomy places the organism in Eukaryota, Metazoa, Chordata, Actinopteri, Labriformes, Labridae. Gene Ontology annotation, cellular component: cytoplasm. The record is from RefSeq and is a predicted model, not a curated record. Bases 1142 to 5056 code for a protein of 1304 amino acids. Gene Ontology annotation, molecular function: MAP kinase scaffold activity; kinesin binding; signaling receptor complex adaptor activity. Gene Ontology annotation, biological process: vesicle-mediated transport. The transcript is spliced from 32 exons.
GGCGUUCUGGCUCAGCUCUCUCUUCCCCACAACAGACCGGUACAGCGUCCGCAUCACUGCGGACGCCACCUUGAUCCCUCUCUCAAUCUUGCGCUCCCUCUUCCCUUCACUCUUAAAAUGAAUUGUAUAUCCUAAUAUCAAUUCUGCAAUGAAUUGACAAACACCAUUGUAGCCUAUGCUAGCGGUUUAGACAGAAACAAAAAUAGAGGGAAAGUGAAUGAAUGGAAAACGUACUGAAGAGAGCAAUACGUGAUCUUCAGUUAAAACAAUUCAGAUUUGUCAAAAGUCUGUCUGGCGUUUGGAUUUUAAAAAGUAAUGAAUGGUUUUAUAUCAUCGUCUUGAUAUGUCAUUGCUUUAUUUUGAAAACGUGGCGUCGGUUUCCGGUGUCACGUGCCUGACUUGACGCAAUGAAUCCACUUGUUCAAUGCAGACGUGUGACGUCAGCCAGAUUCGGUCAGCUGGCUCCUCCAUCUGAACAGCAGGGAGAGCCUCUCCCAAAGGGAGACAUCACCAUCACCGCCCGAGCCAGGCAGCAGCAUCGGCAGCCCGCUGAAGGGAACACAACAUGGAGGGAACGGUGUCAUAGAGGCGGAUCGGCAGAGUUAGAUUAUUUAUUUACUUAUUUAUUCAUUUAUUUAUUCACCCCUGCCUGUAAUGGCCGGGGUCCAUGGCUGCGGCUGCUAAGAGGCAGGUGCAGAAUCAUCGACGAAGGCAUUUCGUUUCUCAGCAUGGACUCACCCAGGGCCGAUCCACAGGCCGGCCCACCCCACAUCCAGCGCUACUCGGAUCAGAUGCUCUCUGCGGGAGGAGAGCAGUAGCUGGGCCGCGCCUGGAGGCAAUACAACGGGCUGCUGGUGGAGGAGGAGGGGGCCCUUUUUACAUCCAAAUAUCUGAGCCAGUUUUUUCAGUACCGAGCUCAAGGUUAUGCGCCGUUGCACAAAACAGCCCGUCUGCGUUCAGUGAAUCUGUGCUGCUGCAAAAUGGCUUAAGUGUUUUCUUUAUUUGAGCAAAGACUGUGAUUGUUUCCCCUUUUUUCUGCCCUGGGCGCAUCCAAACCGUGUGACAAACUCGCCUUACAAGGCCUUUAAAACAGUAAUCACAACCCCUCAUCUGGAAACAGAACCCGCUUCCAGCUGCCAAGAUGAUGGAGCUGCAGAUAGACGAGGUGGUCUAUCAGGACGACUACGGCUCUGGAUCUGUGAUGUCGGAGCGGGUCUCGGGUUUGGCCAACAGCAUCUACCGGGAGUUUGAGCGUCUGAUCCGCAGCUACGAUGAGGAGGUGGUGAAGGAGCUGAUGCCACUGGUGGUGAACGUCCUGGAGAACCUGGACGGGGUGCUGACAGAGAAUCAGGAGCACGAAGUGGAGCUGGAGCUGCUGAAGGAGGACAACGAACAGCUCAUCACCCAGUAUGAGAGGGAGAAAGCGCUGCGCAAGCAGGCUGAGGAGAAAUUCAUUGAGUUCGAGGAUGCGUUGGAGGCCGAGAAGAAGGACCUGCAGGUGCAGGUGGAGUUUCUGGAGCUGCAGGGGAAACAGCUGGAGCUCAAGACAAAGAACUACUCAGACCAGAUCACUCGGUUGGAGGAGCGAGAAUCAGACAUGAAGAAAGAGUACAACGCACUGCACCAGCGCCACACUGAGAUGAUCCAGACGUACGUCGAGCACAUAGAGCGGUCCAAAAUGCAGCAGGCGGGGAGUAACAGCCAAUCAGACGGCCCCGGCUGUGGACGAACUCAACGCCACACAUGGAGGAAAAGCAAAACGGAGCGCCCGCCGUCAUUGAGCCUGUACCCAAGCGGCGAGGGCAUGGAGGAUGGAUCAGAGUCCGACUCAGUUGCAGCCACACCAAGCAGCACUGGAAGCAAAUCCAACACCCCCACCUCCUCCGUCCCCUCCGCCGCUGUCACCCCUAUCAACGAGGGCUUCCUCCCAGAGUUUGAUCCAACGAGAGCCGGGAACCGCAGGAAAAGUUCGAAGAGACUCAGCCGGAAUAUGGAGGUCCAGGUUUCUCAGGAGACCAGGAAUGUCAGCAUCGGUAUGGGAAGCAGCGAUGAGUGGUCCGAGUUUCAGGAGAUCAUUGACUCCACCCCCGAGUUGGACAUGUGCGUGGACCCCCGAGUUUACGGAGGAGGAAACAGCCCCUCUCAGGGCAUCGUGAACGAGGCCUUCGGCAUCAACACUGACUCUCUCUAUCACGAGAUCAAAGAUGCCAAGUCGGACAUUAUCGGAGAUGUGGACGCAGGCGCCGAGCUGCUAGGCGAGUUCUCAGGGAUGGGGAAGGAGGUGGAGAACCUGCUGACGGAGAACAAACUGCUCCUAGAGACCAAAAACGCUCUGAACGUUGUGAAAAACGACCUUAUUGCCAAAGUGGACGAGCUGUCGGGGGAGCAGGAAGUGCUGAGGGAGGAGCUGGAGGCUGUGAGGCAGUCCAAGAACAAGGUGGACGCCCGAGUCAAGGAGCUGGAAGAAGAACUCAAGAGGUUACGAGCUGAGGCUCUUGGUGCUUCUCGGGACUCAAAGGAUGAAGGAGGUGAUGAUUUCUCAUCACCCAUGCAGGAUGGCGACAUGACCAUGACGCAGCGACGGCGGUUCACCCGGGUGGAGAUGGCCCGUGUGCUGAUGGAGAGGAAUCAGUACAAAGAGAGGCUGAUGGAGCUGCAGGAGGCCGUACGGUGGACAGAGAUGAUCAGAGCGUCCAGAGAGAGUCCUCCAAUCCAAGAGAAGAAGAAGUCCACCAUCUGGCAGUUCUUUGCACGUCUCUUCAGCACAUCCUCCAGCCCACCGCCCGUCAAGCGGCCGUACUACAGCGUCAACAUCCACUACAAGUCUCCUUCACCGGCCGGCUUCUCUCAGCGACGCAGCCACACCAUGUGUCAGAUCUCCACCUCCAACCGCACACUGGAGUUCUUCCCUGAAGAACUGGCGAGUAACGGUGUUGCAUCUCUCCUCAGCGACUCCGCUCUGUUGGCUCGCAGAGAGCAGCGGCGUGAACAGUACCGGCAGGUCCGCGAGCACAUGCGCCGCGAUGACGGCAUCAUGCAGGCCUGUGGGUGGAGUGUACCAUCUCGGUUUAAACAGCCUGGAGCUCCGGCGGACACCGCUCAGGACAGCCCGCUAAAGAGACAACAGCCCGCCACUGAGAAAGACGACAACCGCAUGAAGAAUGUCCCCGUUCCCGUUUACUGUCGUCCUCUGGUGGAGAAGGACCCCAACAGGAAGUUGUGGUGUGCAGCCGGGGUUGACCUGACAGGAUGGAGGGCCAGCAGUCAGGAGUCCCUGCCGAUCAAAGCACUAACAGGCAGCAGCGACCCGCUGCAUGCUGAGGAGGACAACGGGGACAAGAAGAACCACAGCUCUCCAGAGAAGAGGAAGUCGAAGGAGCUGCAGGAAACAGACACCAUGAACAGCCGAGUGUGGAUCCUCACCAGCACACACUCUGCCAGUAAGGUGGUGAUCAUCGACGCCAACCAGCCAGGCUCGCUGGUCGACCAGUUCAACGUCUGCAACGCCCACGUGCUCUGCAUCUCCAGCGUGCCAGCUGCCAGUGAGAGCGACUAUCCCGCGGGCGAGAUCGUGUUGGAUCCAGGUGAUGGAGGAGCAGGUGGAGGCGAGGACACCGGCAGCGUCGAGGGUAUGCUGGCAGGGAUCACUCUGGUCGGGUGUGCCACAAACUGCAGCGUCGCACAAAGCAACUGCUCCUCUCGUACGGACACGCCCAUCAUGGACAGAGGACAAGCUCCGACUGCUCCCCCCAUGAACGGGAAGAUCCACCCAGCUCAGUCUGCUGAGGAGGCCACAGAGGCCACCGAGGUUCCUGAGUCAACGUCUGGGCACACGGAGCACGGACCCCCAGGACCGUUUACAGAACACGUCUUCACUGACCCCCCACCUCGACCAGCAGACUCCUCUGACAGGAGCUCCGGUCAGUCCAAAGAGGAAAGUUCUCAGCCUCCAGAGUCAGAUGACGCAGGGAAUGAGACCAAGAACUUUACCAGUGUGGCCCCCACCAUGUGGCUCGGCGCCCAGAACGGAUGGCUCUACGUCCACUCAGCGGUUGGAAACUGGAAGAAGUGCCUCCACUCCAUCAAACUCAAAGACUCCGUGCUCAGCCUGGUGCAUGUUAAAGGCCGAGUGCUGGUCGCUCUCGCUGACGGGACCCUUGCCAUAUUCCACAGAGCAGAGGACGGGCAGUGGGAUUUAUCAAACUACCACCUCAUGGAUCUCGGCCGACCUCAUCACUCCAUCCGCUGCAUGGCUGUGGUCCACGAUAAGGUCUGGUGCGGCUACAAGAACAAGAUCCACGUCAUCCAGCCCAAGAGCAUGCAGAUCGAGAAGUCUUUCGAUGCCCACCCUCGCAGGGAGAGUCAGGUGCGGCAGCUAGCGUGGAUCGGUGACGGUGUGUGGGUGUCGAUUCGGUUAGACUCGACCCUGCGUUUGUAUCACGCACACACACACCAGCACCUCCAGGACGUGGACAUCGAGCCCUACGUCAGCAAAAUGUUAGGAACUGGCAAGCUGGGCUUCUCUUUUGUGAGGAUCACGGCUCUUCUGAUUGGUGGAAAUCGUCUCUGGGUAGGAACUGGAAACGGUGUGAUCAUCUCCAUCCCGCUGACAGAGACCAAUAAGGUGUCUCCCACGUCGUCUGGAGGUGUGAUCCACGUGUACGGAGAUGACGGCUCAGAGAAGAGCAGCGGCAGCUUCAUCCCGUACUGCUCCAUGGCUCAGGCUCAGCUCUGUUUCCAUGGACACCGUGAUGCCGUCAAGUUCUUCGUUUCUGUACCCGGAAAUGUUCUGGCCACCCUGAACGGCAGCGUCUUAGACAGUCCAUCAGAAGGUCAGGGCUCAACAGCGCCCCAAGAGACAGAGGCCCAGAGUGUCCAAAACGUGCUGGUGCUGAGUGGAGGAGAGGGCUACAUCGACUUCCGUAUAGGAGACGGAGAGGACGAUGAAACAGAAGAGGGGGAAAGCGCUGGUGGAGCUUCGCAGUUGAAACCUGCACUGUGCAAAGCUGAGCGGAGCCACAUCAUCGUCUGGCAGGUGUCUUACAUACCUGAGUGACACCUGGGUCCGCUUUAACUACUCCCCUUUAAUGAAAACAUCUCCCCCUCCCCCGCCCCCUGAAAGCUUCCAGCAGCCCAAACCUUGUAAUUAUCCCCGGUCAUGUAAAAGUUCCCCCUCGGCUCUAAAAACGACCCUCCAAGCCGUGUACUCGACCCCCUCCUGCCCCGUCUCCUUGUAACUUUAACGCCUUGUAAGUACCUCCUCUGAUCUAUAAUCUGCCUGCCAUGAUGUUUGUCCCUCCCAGGGCAUUGUAACUAUCUCCAUGAGCCUUGUAACCCAGCCUCAUAACUACCUCCCUCCUCUGUAUCAAUCUUAUAUUCACCCCGUAAGCACACUGUAUCUCCUCCUAUAUUUACCUCAAAUGUCCUGCAUCUGCCCUCCUACUCCUCCUCCCUCUCUUCCUCCACUUAGUUUGUCAUCUGUGAAACCUCCACCUCGUCUUAAAGCGAAGCCCAGAGCUCCAACAUGCAUCGACUUAACCAAAAAACAACACAAAACAAAGCCAGAAGCAGCUACAGAGAGGUGAAUGCCAACACUGACUUUUAUUUCCAGCAACAAUCAGUCAGACUUUUCUGACAACAGCCAAUCAGGAAACAUUCACACCAAAAUCUGACCAUGUAUGAGAGACUGGAUGCAGAUGUGAGGCGUGGUAGAGGUCUUGUUUUUUGGAUGUAAAGAAGUUUUGGUUUGUUCAAAAUUGGAGGUUAAUUGGAACAAAUGGAAGUUCAUCUUUAUGACAUUCAGUAAUGCUCUCUUGGCUUUUUUGGCUGUUUCCUGAAACAUUUUCCAGCCAAUCUGCUCAUUUUCUACCCUGAUUAUAGAACCCCUCAUGGAAAUAAUGACUCAGCGGGCAUUAACAGACCCUUUAUGUUCCUGGUGCAGCUGUCUGAUGUAGAUGUCAGAGAAGUGGUGUGAACAGGGUUGUUAUUUAAUUCAGUCACAGGGGGUGAGCGUGUCGUGUUGAGGGUUCAGUCUGAGUUUCGUCUCUCUCCUCUGACUGGCUGUGGAUCAGACGGUUCGGUGUGAAGCAGGUGAUCGGUGACACGUCAUCGUUAUGUGUAACAGGGAUUAUUGUAAAUCUCCAGACACACUGAAGCCCAUCCUCUCUGUUCAGUAUGGAUUCAUGCAUCGAUCUCUAUCUGUGUGGAUUAAAUAUUAAACAUAUUUGUGUGCUGAAAACCGAA